ACUGCGCGAGCAGUUGCGCAUCAAGUCGCGCUUUUACGACAGUACAGACCACACCGUGGAAAUGGACAGAGUGCUAAAACGUGUGGGUCUUUCGAAAAGGACUCAAACCGAGACAAAAGGGCCCGAUCAGGGCCCCACCGAAGAAAAGACGAAAGUCCGUCGGCGCCGCAGGAGCAAGUCCAGGCGGAGGUCCAGUCAGGAGAACAAAAAAUCGCGCGGUUUAUUUAAUAUUGAUUGGGAAUCCGUAAAAGACUGUAAGUCCUGCAAGUCCAGGGCCAUCACCAGGAGGUUCUGCAGCAAAAGGUGCGACAACGAGCUGUACCGGUCGAACAGCUUCAAGUUCGAGAGGUUCAUCAGGGGCAGCGAGGAGGCCUCCACUUUGGGCAAAAAGAUCUCGCUGUGUGAUGAUUACAGUCUGCCAGUAGACAACGUCGGCAACAAAAAACGACCCAAUAGCAUCGCAGUUCCUAGUCUCGCCGAAUGGAACAUCUCCAGUCCAAAUGAAGAAAAGAUUGAAAUUUUGGAGACAUACUCGACUCCGCGCGACUCAAGGCAACAGUUAAUUCAAGAGGAAGUUGAGACCAAAUGCUUCACAAGUCCUGAUCGAGAGUACUCGCAACCCUACACUACAGAGGGUUCAUCCGAACCUACAUCUGAUGACGAUUUCUUCGGCCACCACAUUUCCGUGACAAAACCGCAAGAACUGAAUUCUCCAGACAGCAUAGCUGAAGCAAUUCUUCCCCAAAUAAGCGCUCAAUCUCCUAAUCGUAGCGACAUAAAACGUCAUCCAUCACCUUAUUAUUACGCCGAUUUAUACAAAAAUAAAAUCGAAGAGCCAAAACCGUGUCCUGCUAAAGUAAAAUCGGAGCCUCCUCAGCCGAAGUCGUCUCAGGAUGCUUUAGAAUCAAAAGGGAAUUAUAGCAAUCAAAAGAACAAGAGUAGGAAGUACCGAAAAAGUUCUAGUUUAGAUAAUCCGAGUUUAGAUAAACCAAUCCGAGCCAGGUCGCAUAGUCGUUUGAAAUAUAAAAAAAGUUCUAGUGUUGACACACAAAGUACAGAUUCAAGGGAUGCGCCUAAUGAGGCGGUUAUGCCUCCAAAUAGACUGACUUCACCCUGUGCUUGUCUCACUCCGGACGAUGGCUUAGACGACGAAAUGACACGCCAAAGGCAUGUAUACGAAACCGCUUUCGACUGUCGCAUUAGCAAGUCUGAUGACGAUUUAGAUCAAAUUGAUAAAGUAUCAAACCAUCCUGUCCUCGUUCAACUGAAUAAUUCGAGGGAAAACCGAGCCGGACCGUCCGUUGAUAGCAAUACACCACAAAAUAGACGAAAAGUCACGCUGCUCUGCCCCAAACCGAGCCAAGAGGACAAUAACUCCGUCGGCGCACUCUCGCAGAAAUUACAGGAUAUGCAUUUACCAGUUGAAGAAACGUCUGUCGUUUCUGGGGCUUUAUCCUUGCCUUUGCGAGGUUAUACACCAUCCCCUCCGUCCACUGCCCCGCUCCCAACAAAAUUCCACGGUAAAGAAUUGGUAAUGAACAGUAUUCGUAGUGCCCCGAAUUUACCGUCACAUCCGAAGUCACGAUUAAAAGAUUUGCAUCUUCCGGUGAAGUCUCUGAGGGGACGUUCGCCAAACAGUAGUAGUGGCAGUUUGCAGAUACAGAGAAACGCGUUCGAGAUAGAAUUUGGAAAUGGUAAACUUAUCUCGGAGUUUAAAGGACGGCCUAGUCAAUCGAAGGACGGCGAUCAAGAGCGAAUUUUUGAGAUAAAAGACUGGCCAAGGCAGGAAUUGUUAUUAUUAAAACGAGGUAGUAAGGGAACUAAGGAGAAUAUUUUGGAGUUUAAGGGUAGACGUAGGAGACAUAAGUAUUCUAGUACAGAGAGUAUGACAACUAGUAGUAGUGGUGGGAGUAUGGAAAGUAUUAAGAGUAGUACUAGUGAGGGGAAUAGAAGUACGACGAGUUCGGAUAGUAGGCAGUCUUCUUCUUUAAGUUCGCAUAGUUCUGAUAGCGGCGGUUCUAAAGCUUACUGUGGGACCCAGAAUUCUGGUUUUUUAGCUCAUGCGAAUAAGUUACACAUAUUGAGCCCCAUAUCGGACAAAUCAUCUCAGGAACCAAUCUCAGAAACUUCCGACAACAACCGCAACAACAACUCUCAGAAGUGCUCACCCGAAGAAGCGGCAACUCCCGAGACCAUGAAAGUGAAACGGCGUCUACCUCAGAACAAGAACUUAUUAAAUUUGGGGUUCCACACGGGCGAUCUCGAAAUCCAGGGUUCCGAUAGCGGAAUAUCAAUCCAGUCGCGUGAAGGCAUAAAGUCUCGCUUCGGCUUCACCGCAGCCGAAUUACCGAGUCAACAAGAUUUCUCUGAUUUGCCAUUCGAUAUGCCAAAAUUGCGACGAAGGCGGAUGAUUGCACAAGACGCCUGCACUUCGGGCAGUGCAACCUCGGUCGAUCUCCGGGAUCUGCCCUUCGAUAUGCCGAAGCUGCGCCGACGGCUGCGGAUACAGCAGUCCAGCACCGAGUCCAGCGUGUCCCAGGCGUCCUCCAGUCAAAGUGUCAUCGAGGCCGACAGGCAAGUCUCUUCCUUCCGGCCAAAACUAACCCUAAAUUUAGGGGAGCUAGACAUGCGUCAACGUCCAGGCCUAGGAUUAUCUCUUGUAGGACUUGGUAUGAACUUGAAUAAUCCCGAAAACCCAUCAACAGCUGAUGUCAUCGACGUCAAUUUACCACUAGAAAAACAAGGAUGGUUUCAUGGUGCAAUAACGCGAGUUGAAGCAGAAAACGUACUCAGGAUGUUACGGGAAGGAAGCUUUCUGGUUAGGAAUAGCGAGUCGACCAAACAGGACUAUUCGCUUUCGUUAAAGAGCGCAAGGGGUUUCAUGCACAUGAGGAUCCAACGAGACGGCACUGACGAAUGCUAUAUUUUGGGGCAAUUUAGCAAACCUUUCCACUCGAUUCCAGAAAUGAUCCGCCAUUUUUGCAUAAACAGGCUACCGAUACGCGGGGCUGAACAUAUGUGUUUAUUACAACCAGUAAUUGCACAACUCUUGUGAUAAGGUUUCAAGUUUUUGCUUUUUCUUAUAUAAGUACAAUUUUUCACUUUGAGCUUGUACUUACUUAAGACGCAGACUUAGAAAUGAUGCUACAUGUAUUUUAAUUAUUGAAGAAACGAUCUAUUUUUUGUGUGAAACGGUGAAAACAAAAUGGCUUCCACAUGAGUAGAAAAAAUGAGAUUUUUAUCUACAAACGUUAUUUGUUAUUGAUUGUACACUUUUUAGUUGACCAUAUGAAAUAUGGUUUCACUUUGUUAAGUGACAGUGUAUCAUAGUCGACGACGUGCAAUAUUUUGUUAGCCUACACGAUACAAAUUGUUUAGUUUUAGUAGUGUUAUUUAGUUAGAAGUUUAACAGCGAUGAGUUUUUAGUACGGCUGCAGAAACUAUAUUGCCAAAGAAAAUGACUGUGAAUAAAAUAUACAUACCUAUAUAUUAUAUACAUUUCAAUGUUAAUAAAAUUAGUUAUAGUUUUAGAACUUAGAUCAAUGUUUUAGGGUUAGUCUUUUAAAAGAACAAAGCAAAUAUAAAAAGUACUUUAACAUUAUAUUACAUUUCACUCACAUUAUGGCUCAUAACGUUAUACCUAUUUUAAUAAGGAUUUUUUCGAUUUCCAUUCUUUCAAAAUUUAAUUCUUUAUAAAUAACCUUAAAACUGUUGUAGACGCUAUAUUAUUUACUAAUGUAAUAUAGUUUAGAGACUUUGUGAUGAAUGUGUUAAUAAGGGACUGAAUAAAAGUACGUAAGACAA
Zophobas morio is the source of this 3804-nucleotide messenger RNA. RefSeq names its product heavyweight (gene hwt). Gene Ontology annotation, molecular function: phosphotyrosine residue binding. The coding region runs from base 62 to 3055 and encodes 997 amino acids. Lineage: Eukaryota; Metazoa; Arthropoda; Insecta; Coleoptera; Tenebrionidae. The record is from RefSeq and is a predicted model, not a curated record. The transcript is spliced from 8 exons.